Molecule: messenger RNA, 3074 nt
Organism: Microdochium trichocladiopsis
Lineage: Eukaryota; Fungi; Ascomycota; Sordariomycetes; Xylariales; Microdochiaceae
Product: kinase-like domain-containing protein
Exons: 5
Coding region: 368-3004 (878 amino acids)
Biological process (GO): peptidyl-threonine phosphorylation; peptidyl-serine phosphorylation
Cellular component (GO): nucleus; cytoplasm
Molecular function (GO): protein tyrosine kinase activity; protein serine/threonine kinase activity; ATP binding
Source: RefSeq, a predicted model, not a curated record
GGAAGCUCUCCCGCCCUUCCCCACGGUCCCGUCGCAGCCUUCCGACGACUUCUGGUUCGACUCACUGCCACUCUCGCGCUUCAAAACAGCUGCCGCUCAACACCAUUCACAAGUCUGGGGCACCCUCUCGGCGAGGCCGUACUCCUCGUGCGAGUCACCAGCUGCACACCUUUGUUCGAGGACAGCAACGGUAGCAAAAGGCCGCCCCCGCAGCCUGCGCCCCGUCCCGCCAGCCACGACAGGCCUGGCUCUUGACACCCUACAGCACAGCUACUAACACCCGUUGCGUGUCAACUCCACCAUCGUUCCUGUUCCGCUACUGGUGCCUGUCUUCUCCCACAUAAUCUGUCAGUCACAAUAGUCCGUCAUGGAUCAGUGGCAGAGCUAUCAAGAUCCUGCAGGCGGGUCCAGGCGGUACAACGCCAGCAACCAAGGCACUCCUGGGCGCGACUACAGCCAACAGGCCUCUUCUGGUUACAAGUACGACCAGUACCAAACUGUUGGCAAUCCUCUCUCUUCACCAAACAGUACCACAGCAUCACAGCCCCGCGACGGCAACGGUGACGUUCCAAUGCACGACGCGCACGACCCUUACGGCGCCACAAAGUACCCUAUCCGACCACACCAUCAAUCUCACUCAUCGAGCAGCCGCGCUUCGACACUCCAUUCACCGCAGGAGCCUUCUGCUGCUGCACAAAGAUAUUCGCCCAUGGAGGUUCUAUCACCCAACUCGCCGUACGGCCAGAAGGGUGUUGCGAGCCAGGCCCAAUACUCAACACCACUCAGCCAACGGCAAUCCCCCACACGUGCAGAAUAUCCGGCGCAGAGCCCUUACUAUGGCAGUCGCCAGGCUCCCCAACUCCCCCCUUUGUCUCCUUAUUCUGGUAAUCAAGAUAGCUUCUCCUCCAUCAUGAAUUCGGGAGGACUCGACGGCAGCUUUAUGAAGGACCUUAAUUCCAGUCGGCAUGUGAUGCAGCCGCCUCCGGAGAAGCGCCCGGUGCCUCAAUUCAAAAAAGUCGGCGCUAUCUCCGAGUUGAGGCCGCGGGUCAACUCACAACCUCCCUUUCGCCGCGCCAACCCAGAGGGAGGGUUCAUAAGUCCGUUGCAAGCGCUGACGUGCCAUCUACCUUCGACGUAUCGCAUCUGCAACCCCAACUUCAAAUACGAAUCGUCCCGCAACCCCCGACGGGUUUUGACGAAGCCAAGCAAGGGUACCAAGAAUGAUGGUUACGACAAUGAAGAUAGCGACUAUAUACUCUACGUGAACGAUAUUCUUGGCUCGGAGGAAGCCGGUCACAAAAAUCGUUAUCUUAUCCUCGAUGUCCUUGGUCAGGGCACUUUCGGCCAAGUUGUCAAAUGUCAGAACCUCAAAACCCAAGAGGUCGUGGCUGUCAAAGUCAUCAAGAAUCGUACCGCGUAUUUCAAUCAAAGCAUGAUGGAGGUCUCUGUUCUCGACCUGUUGAACACAAAACUGGACAAGAACGAUGACCAUCAUUUGCUGAGGCUCAAGGACACAUUCAUCCACCGCCAGCACCUUUGCUUGGUCUUCGAGCUGCUCAGCGUCAACCUUUACGAACUCAUCAAACAGAACCAGUUCCGCGGUCUUAGCACGACCCUUGUCCGCGUCUUUGCACAGCAAUUGCUCAAUGGCCUUGCGCUCCUCAACAAAGCACGUCUCAUACAUUGCGAUCUCAAGCCCGAAAACAUCCUCCUGAAAAAUCUGGAAAGCCCCAUUAUCAAAAUCAUUGAUUUUGGAUCCGCCUGUGACGAACGUCAGACUGUCUACACAUAUAUCCAGUCACGCUUUUACCGCUCCCCAGAAGUCCUGCUCGGAUUGCCAUACUCGUCAGCGAUUGACAUGUGGUCCUUGGGCUGUAUCGUGGUUGAGCUGUUCUUGGGCCUUCCCCUCUUUCCCGGCUCCUCCGAAUACAACCAGGUGUCAAGAAUCAAUGAGAUGCUUGGCAAUCCUCCAAACUGGAUGAUUGAGGUUGGCAAGCAGUCUGGCGAUUUCUUCGAGAAAAGGCAAGACGAAUUUGGCCGCAAAACGUAUCACUUGAAGAGCAUGGAGCAGUAUUCAAGAGAGCGUGGUACCAAGGAACAACCAAGCAAGAAGUAUUUCCAGGCCAGUACUCUCCCGGAGAUCAUCAAGUCUUACCCCAUGCCACGGAAGAACAUGAAACAAAGCGAGAUUGAACGAGAAAUGAACAAUCGAGUGGCAUUCAUCGAUUUUGUUCGGGGCUUGCUCACCAUUAGUCCAUUGGAAAGGUGGUCUCCACAACAAGCCAAGCUGCACCCCUUCAUCACACAGCAGAAAUAUACUGGGCCUUUCGUCCCUCCCAUGAAUCUGAAGUCCAGUUCACUGAACCGCACUCCGGCGCCCGGCACACAGCAGCAACAGCAAGCUGCCGAGCUUAGCAAGCAAAGGGCGCAGGCAGCCCAGGCUCAAGCCCAGGCUGCCGUGCAGCAAAGCGCCUAUGCUAUGCAGCCGAAUCAGUAUCCGGCCUCGCCCCAUGCGCAGAACCCCGUGUAUUCCAACAACGGCAUGUACUCACCAAGCGCAAGUCAUUCGGGAGCCCCUCCAGCAUACGGAGCUCAACAGCCUUCGUAUGGGCAGAUGGGCAUGAAUCCACCACCUGCUCAGAUGCCGGCUGCCAAUUACUCGGGAGCUCCUCAACCAAACCUCUAUCAGCAGGCUACUGUACGAGCUGGACGACAGCGCGCCUCCACCAUGGAUCAGCAGCAAAGCGGUAUCCCGGCAGCCAUACAGAGAGUUGCUAGUCAUCUGGACCCGAGCCAGCCUAUACGACUCCAGCCAAGCCCAGCAUACUAUCCUCCCCCGUCAGAAAGUGGGCUCGGAUUGGGAGAUCAAGGUGCUAGUAGAGUUGCUGGUAGGAGGGAUAGUAGGGCACAACGAGGCGGCGCAAGGGGCAACAGAGAUUUCAUCCGGAACCUUGAAGAACGAACUUUGGAGGAGGGGUACAAUGGGCAAAACCCAUGGCAUUGAGGACAGCAUGGUUACCUUGGCACUUGAACGCACCGGUGUCUUCAUAGGUUGGCAGACCACACAUUGGUCG